AAAAAUAUAUGGACAUAUGUGUUUUUACAGAAUUUAUUUUUGAUAAAACAUUCAUUUUAAUUUCUCUUUCUAUUCUCCUCUGUGUGACACCCCCUCCUUCCUCCUCUUCGCGGAAUCCUUUUUACCCAAACUGGCUAAUUAGCGGCGUCUGCGCAAUUACGCACAUGCGCACUGGUUACAGUCUCAGCCAUUUUUGAAAGGAAAAACUAAUUAGCUGGAAUAAAGAGCCAAGUGUUUUUGCCCCCGCACUGAUCAAACUCAUUCUACCUCUGGAGCUCGCACAUACCCCUCGGUCCCUUACCCCCUCUUCUGUUUACUACAGCCUAUAUGUAGCUUUAAUUACACUGUUAGUAACAACUUGGAUAGCGCUGCUCUCUCUCUUCACCUCUCCUUUCCCUUUCCUCUCUACCCGGUGGCUCCGUUAAAAAAUCGCAGAGGAUCAUUCAUAAGGAAUGAGAGUGUUCUUUCUACGACUCCUUUUCAGGACUGCUACGCACUCAGCAGACGGAGCUUUGUUCCGGACCCUCCGUAGAAAUGUGGGGCCGUAAUGUCGUGCAGCUUUAGCCUCUGCUAUGGACCGUGGUGAGGGAGGAGGAGAGGAAAGAGGGGGAGGAGAAGAAAGAGAUGCUGACCCCAGUACCAUGGCUUUAACUCGUCCACUCCUGACCCCGGCUGCCAUUCCUGAACAGGGUUCAUCCUCUCGUACCUCUGACAUGGCCCCUGCCAAAGAACCACUGACCCUGCCUCAGCAGCAGGAGGAGGGCGUAGAGGGGUCCAAGGCUCCAAGAGAGAGAGAGCGCUGUUUACAGGAGAAUAGUUUGUGUCACAAACAGGUGAAGAGAAAAUGCCUCAGCGACGGAUGUUUGUCAGUUGAGAGAAAGGAAGAGGGGGUAAAUGUAGGUAGAAAAGAGGCAACAGAUACGGGGGACUUCUCAGCAGCCCUCGGCGGCAAAAAUGAAGAGGAAGACAAGGAAGAGGAGGUAGCCAUCUUAAACCAAAGCCAAACCAAAUCGAAAUUUUCUUUAUUACCUCAGCAGAGCCAGUACAGCUCUUCUUCCAGCAUUGCAAAGGAGAGUGGCACACUUCACAGCAAAACAUCCACCACUACAAAGCCCUCCCCCACGACUUCCACCUCUCCAAAGCACUUCGACAGUCCAUCUUCCUUUUCUGCCCUGUCAAGCAUCACUGAGGUAAAAGACAUUAAGGGAGAUCUAGGCUGGAUUUCUGGAUUUCCUCAGAGCUUUAAAUCCCAGCAGUCUACUGUGGCUUUUCCACAUGCAGAUACAGAACCUGCCAGCAAACCCGCUGAGGAUGAUGGGCUGGCAGGGGUUUCUUAUACUUCCAAUUUCAGUGUAUGUGGUGCCAAAGCUCCAGAACCAAAUGUCAGCAAAGUAGACACAGAAAUGGAGGAGGAAGGAGACAGGGACGAAGAACAAAAUAAGGCGAUUCUUAAAAACCUCAACCAAGACCUCUCUCCGAAUUCAAUGACUAGUCACAUGACCAUAAUGCACUCGCGCAAUUCCUGCAAAACGUUGAAAUGUCCCAAGUGCAACUGGCACUAUAAGUCUCAGCAUACGUUGCAAGUGCACAUGAAGGAAAAGCACCCAGAAACUGGAGGCCAGUGUGUGUGCGGUGCCUCAAGGGGCAAGUGUGUGUGUGGCGGCGCAACGCACGGCGUGUGCGCAUACUGCAGCUCGGGGAAGCCCCAUCCUCGUUUGGCCCGGGGUGAAACCUACGUCUGUGGCUACAAGCCGUAUCGCUGUGAGGUGUGUGACUAUGCUACCUCAUCUAAAGGGAAUCUCAGCAUUCACAUGCAGUCGGACAAACACCUUAAUAACGUCCAAAAUGGGGGCCACUCGAAUGGCAACGUAUACACACCUCAAGUUACGAACAGCAGCAGCUCCUUCGGCGGUCACACAAACGAAGAACCAACGUACAAGAUCCCUCCGUCUAAUCCUCCUCCACACACUCCUCAGUCCACCAAGCUCACACCACCUGCACACUCCAGCUCUAAUGGUAAGCGAUGGCGCUGUGAUGUGUGUGACUAUGAAACCAGCAUUGCCCGCAACCUGCGCAUACACACUACCAGCGAGAAACAUACGCAUAAUCUGCUACGGCUCCAGAGAGGCUACUAUUUAUCUCACAGUAAGAGCCUCCAGUCACAGUUGGAACAACUACAGAGCAAAGGCGCCGAGCUUUCCCUGAAUGUGCGACUGACCGGUCAGCAGGUCGCAGAGCGGCCAGUCACUGUUGGCUCUGCGCUGACACCGUCUCCCUCCCCCUCUCCCUCUCCUCCACCAGCGCCGUCAGUGUCCCCAAAAGCAACACUUACUCAGGGCAUGUUCCAAUGCCUGGUCUGCGCCUUCUUCUCAUCAAGCAGCUUGAAAAUGAUGGAACAGCAUUUGGCCACACCACGCUCCUUACCGCAGUCCGAGUGGUGCUCCCUGGUUGCAGGUGGCUGUCACUGCAGGUUGUGUGGUUACACCACCACGCUAAGGGCCAACUUUUCUUUGCAUUGCCAGACUGACAGACAUCGCACACGUUACCAGCUGAUCGCCCACCUCAAGGAAGGUGGAGACCGAGGUCAGGAGGGUGCUGCCAUUAUUGCUAAGGGAAACCCUGUCCAGCUAAGGUGCAACCUGUGUGAUUAUGUAACCAGCAGUCUUGAGAAGCUACAAGGACACUCCCUGAGUUCCCAGCACAAAGCCAGUGCACGGGUCUACAGAUUCUUGCAGCAGUACGACGGCGAUUUUGAUGGAGAUUCGUGGCUGUUUCACUGUCUUCUGUGCAACCACUCCUGCUCAUCAAAACUCCAAGUGCUGAAACACAGUCAAACUGCAACCCAUCAGCAAAGGGAAGAGCUUUUACAGUUGCAGCCAAAGGACGGGGAGGAGCUAGAAGCCAUUUUUACCAUCAAGAAAGCCCCUGAUGCAGGAAGAGGAGAAGUUGGCUUAGAUAACAGCAUUUCCAGUAAGACCAGUUUUGGUCUUUUGGAAACAACCAAAGACACAAUGAACGUGAGAGAGAAGCAGAUUUCUGAAAAGAAAGGGGAAACAAAAGAGGAAAACCAACAAAUAAGUGAACCAGUUGAAUAUGAAUGCAGCAUGAUGGAGAAUUCAAAUGAAACCAAGCGCCCCAGAAUUCACCAGCAAAAUGAGAACCAGCAGACUGUCCAGUGCCCUUUGUGCCAGGUUGAACUUCCAAACACACACCUUCGGCAGCAUCUUACACAUAUGCACAGUGUGGCGCAAGAUUGUGUGGACAAGAUUAUCAGCACAGUCCUAGGAUCCAUUAACCUGCAGCCUCAACAACAGGAAGAUCUACCAACUGGCUUGUGCACAGAUGAUACCCAGCAAAAUAAAACCACAGAAAAUAUGAAUGCAGACUCUCCUAUUGCAUCGGAUACUUUUGACCCUGACGAGUCAGAGAAAAACAAAGGCACUUCAGUGGAAAACACGGCAGGAGAUUUAACUCCACCGAAAGAUGUCACUGCUCUGCUUACUCCACCGCUCGACGAAGGCAGACCCGCUCCUCAGUCCCCCAGUCAGAUCCAGCCUUCCUUACCACACAGCUCCCCACCUUGUGACCCCCCUACCCUUUCUGAUCGCCAUGGUUACCGAUACCGAUGCAGCAGGUGCAGCCUGGCCUGCCCUACGCAGAAAAAGCUUCAUCUGCACUGGCAGUACCAUGCCAUGAGGGCGGCGACAGAAUGUCCCCUCUGUUCCAGACAAUGCCGCAGUCAGGAAGCUCUGCAGAGACAUAUGCAGAACACGCACUCACAGGUGAAGGACACAAUGCUACUGCCUGAUAUGGGACCAUACAUGGACACUAACAAAAAUUCAAUGACUCCACAAGACUGCAGUUCAUCAACUCAAGGGGCUGGAAAGGAUGAGAAUGAAGAGAUGGAGGAAGAAGCAGCUUUUGUGGAUGCUUUGGAGAGACAAAAUGGAGACGUGACCAUCGAGGAGAACAUGGUGACUAAAAACGACAAAGACGAAGCGGAGUUGACUAAACCAGAGAAAGUGUCACUUGAAGAGAUAUCAGAACAGAUUCCCAGCUCGCCUGUCAAAAAAGGCUACAACCCCACAGUAGACCGCUACCUGGAUCCAUCUAGACCCUACAAGUGCACCAUAUGUUCAGAAUCGUUUACUCAGAAAACUAUUCUUCUUGUCCAUUUUAACUCAGUCUCUCAUCUCCACAGAGCUCGACGAGCCUUACAGGAAUCUGGCACAAGUGUUGCGGCCCCUGAGGCACCCCGUGGCUCAGAUCCUAGACCAUAUCGCUGUAAGCUCUGUGGAGUUGGCUAUAGCCAAAGCUCCACACUAGACAUACAUCUUCGAUCAGUUCUUCAUCAGACCAGAAUUCGUGCCGCCCAGAACCCGUCUGUGCAGUCUCCAGCCUCUGUUGAGGAAGCUCAGGAGUCAGUCUCCGCUACCACUACACAGCCAGUUGAAGGAGAGAUGUCAAAUAGUUUGCCUCCUACCAAGAGAAUAGAUGUGGCAAGCUCUUUGUCCUUUUUGCUACCAGGUCUUGAACUACCAACGGAGGCCCAGAAAAACCUCACAAACCUGAUUGAGAGUCAACAGGCUGAAAAGAAUGUUGUAGAUAUUUUGGCUGCACAAAACCACCAAAUACUUUUACAGCAGCAGCAGCAGUUGGUGCAGGUUCAAGCACAAGCCCAAGCUCAGUUUCAACAAAAUACAGCUCUUCUGCAGUCCCAGAUCAUGCAGCACUUUCCUUUAAGGCCCGAAAACCUCCUGCAACAGCAUUUCUCUUUGACUCCAGACAGCUUGCUUUCUUUACAACAAAACCUUCUUCUGCCUUUUUACCUAUCGGGAGAAAUGAAACUUGACAUAGGCCCAGAAACGUGUCAUUUACUUUCCCCCAAGUCCAACAAUGACCAAGCAGAAGAUAAGGCGAAGUCUCUACUGAAAGCUGAGAAGAAACAAAUCCAGAAUGGUUCAGAUUUAGCUGUUAGCCCGGGUAAUGACCAUUUGCAGAGCCAAACCAAGGGUAAUGCAGUCGGCAAAGGAUCCUCCGCCAACCAGAUUGAAAAUGAAAAUCACAAAACUUGUCUCGAGGAAGAAGGAGAAAAAGAGGAAAUGCACGAUUCUUCAGUUAAUAGUGCCAAUGCCAUUCAAAGGGAUGAGAAUGACCCGUCUUCAUUUAACCCUCUUGGACAGCAGUGUCCUCCUCCCAGAGUGCCCUAUGCCUCUGUAAAUGGAGAACCUCUAAGAGCCUUAUUACAGUCUUACGGAUAUGAGUUGGCAAUGCAAUAUAUACAAAGUAAACGCCAACAUCAACACCAGAUGGCUGUGCAAAUGACAACUGAUGAACAAGAGCGCUCUGAUUCCAAUAUCAAACUUGGCUUUGUCACGGACAGAGACGAGUCUUGUAAACCACUGGGAAAGAUAACAGCCAGAGAUGAGUGUGAAAAUAAAAAUAACUUUCCAGCAAAAAAUAGUCAAAGUAAAGAAGAGAAAGCAGCCAACAGAGAGAAAACAUGUUGUGUUGGAGAAAAAUGUGACGACUGCGGGAAGUUAUUUUCAGACGCUUUGCUUUUAAAAAGCCACCAGGAAUAUAUUCACAGAAUGGUUUUUCCUGCUACUGCAUUGGAUAUGUUUUCUAGAAAGUACCGACUGCAAUAUGACCUCAUGCAUCCGCUCACACCUGCUACUAAAUAUUGUGAUAAUUCAACUUCUUCUCCCCAAGCGGUAGUACAGAUCACACCGACAUCUUCAGAGCCUGAAGUGACAGUAGAGCAAGUUAAGUCUCAAGUCAAACCAAUGGCACCCACUCCUGCGCAACCAGUUUCGGAUCUCACAACCAAAAUAAGUGACACAAUUACAGACGAGGCUUCCACUGCUCCUGCAGUCUCCUCCCACCAGAUUCCUUCGAAUCCAGAACCUACGCAGGAGGCGUCCGUCCCUGGAACAUCUGCUUCAACUACUCCUCAAACCAAAUUGCCGACUAAGUCCAUAUCGCUAUCCUUACCCAAAAUACCCAUGCUUUCGCUGCCCUUGCCCCAGCUUCCUAUAGCCCCCUUGCCUCUGUCUAAGCUCCCGCUACCCCCAAUUCCAUUUCCCAUGGAGCUACCUCUGAUACCACCAGUUGUAAUGCACCCUGUGGCUCUCCAGCCUCAACCUUGGUUGGAUUCAAAUGUAAAUCCGGAAAUUGCAAAGCUCUACCAGUCCCAACUCAAACCACCACUUCUUGGACAAACACCACAACUUAGUCCAACUUUGCUGGGUCAACCACCUCUCCCUAGCCCUGUCCAAACAGGACAGCAAAGCCAAGCGGGUCCAACGGUGCUUGACCAGCAGCAAGGUAAAAGGACCAGGACACGAAUCUCUGAUGAGCAACUGAUUGUUCUGAAGAAACACUUUGACAUCAACAGUCUCCCAAGUGACGAGGAGUUUAAAAAGAUAUCGUCUUUGUCAGGUCUCCCUCACAAAGUCAUUAAACAUUGGUUUCGCAACACACUAUUCAAAGAACGGCAACGCGACAAGGACUCCCCUUACAAUUUCAACAAUCCUCCAACCGUAUCACUGGAGGAAAGCAGCGAGGCGAUGUUACAAAACCAAGUGUUUACGCUUUCUCCUUGUUCACUAUCACCUGGUCUCCCAGCCAGUACCUCACCACAUGAUCAGACCACAGAGCUACACAGAGGAGAGCCUAACAGGUGCCAACGGUCCUCCAGAACCCGCUUCACAGAGCAGCAGCUGGAGACCCUGCAGAGGACAUUUGAGUCAACUCCUUACCCCAGGGAAGAAGAGUAUGACCAAAUGUCCGCACAGUUGUCUCUCCCUAACAGAGUCAUUGUAGUAUGGUUCCAGAAUGCUAGGCAGAGAGCUCGAAAAAAUCAAGACCGGAUGGCAGAUGGUGGCUCGGAGGGAAAAACGUCUCUCGAUAGCAUUCGCAGUCAAAGAAAUGAAAAUUAUAAAGACAGCGGUUCUGCGGACGAAAGACAAGAUGAUUCGCACAAUGAAAACUCUAUGGAUCUCUCCUAUGAAUAUUAUACUCAACCCGAGUCACCUGCUCUCGAUUCCCCCAGUCACUGCACAGAAGGCAAGCAUUUACCAGAAAGAGCCAAGAAGCCUGAGGAAGCAAAAACCUCUCCUAGUGCUUCGGAAUCACACAGUCGUCUGGAGCUUCUUCCAGUCCUAAAAAGUGAGCAAUCGUUGCAACCCGAACACAAGCAGGAAUCAGCUACUCAGCCUUACUCUUCUUCUACUUCAGAAAAUACAGAACCUGCAUCUCAUUCCAGCCCGGCGCAGUUAGAGAUUCCUUCUCGUGAUGAUAUUCAUGAAAAGUCUUCUGAGCCAUCACCUAACCUACCAUCUACCCAAGAGUCUAACCCAAGCAAUACUUGUUUGAUCGAUUCCACCAAUGUAAUGUCCACUGAGACACAGCCACUGCAGCUCCCAGCCAUGGGUCAGUACCAGUGCAGCGUCUGCACCGCGUCUUUACCUUCAUUCCAGCUGUGGCAGGAGCAUCAGACAAGACACAUUCUGGCAGCUCAGUCACAAGUCCAACUCCUACACUCUGGUUUUACAGAACGAACCUUGCCAUACAUGAUGCUUCACUCCAACCACACCCUCAUGGCCAGCCAAAUUCUUUCAGGUGCAAUGUCACAGAUUCCUUUCAGUCCCACCCAUUCUGUGAUCUCACAUUUAAACAACUUACAAAUGAAAAGCACACUCUCCGAACACUCCAGCAACACCCUCGCUGGCCUCUCACAAAGUCCCGUGGAACCUGUGAACCAGAGAGAUUCUAGUUUUGAAAGCCAGAGGGGCAGACGAGAGGCUGAGGAGGAACACAGAAAGGAUAAGCGCCAGAGAACCACCAUCACCCCUGAACAGCUCGAAGUGUUGUAUCACCGCUACAGCUUGGACUCUAACCCUACAAGAGGAGUCUUAGAAAGCAUUGCACGAGACAUAGGCCUCACAAGACGUGUGGUUCAGGUCUGGUUCCAGAAUACUCGAGCCAGAGAGCGAAAAGGACAGUUUCGCUCAGUAGGUCCAGGAUCCAGUUUCAGUUUGGGUCUAAACCAUCUGCGCUGUCCAUUCUGCAGGGCUCAGUUCAAGGUCAAGAGUGCUCUGGAUGCCCAUAUAAGGUCACGUCACAGGGCAGAGGCUGAACGAGCAGGUUGUAUUUUAUCGACAAAUAGCAUAUCUAGUGGACAGAUCGGUAUGGUUAUGCCAUACGUCACGGACAAACCAGGCACAUCCAUCCCCGGCAAAUCUGCGCACCCUAGCCGUGUCACCACCAACAAACAGUCACCCGUGAACCCAGCCGUAACUGCUUUGUUUUCAUCCACUCAUCUGAGUAAGGCUGAGGAGGAAGACGACUACGAGGAGAUCGACGAGGAUUACACUUUCGAGGAGUGCUUCGGUGUGGCUGACCAAGAAUCUUUUAGUCCGGAAAAUUCUGUGGGUUCGAGCUCUGAGUGGGCGGAGACUCAAACUUCACAGCAACAUGAGCACCACCACCACCAUCAGCAGCAGCAGCGUCAAAGAACACAGAUGAGCCACUUCCAGGUUCUGCAGCUCAGAGAUUUCUACAGGAGCCAUCGCACACCAAACCGGCACGAGUGCGAGGCACUGGGACAAGAGUUGGGACUGCCUCACCGGGUCGUGCAGGUGUGGUUUCAAAAUGCCAGAGCCAAGGAGAAAAGAACCAGGAGUCUUGGCUGUAAUACUGCAGAAGGAGAGCAGGCUGAGCUCUCAGGCGCAGGAGAGAGAGACAGAGCCUAACGUUUCACCCCCGGGGCCUCUGUGCUUCCUUCUACAUGGUUUCCCCACCAAAAUACUGUUUACUUUGCUGCCAAAUCUGUUACCUGAACACCCCAAAGAUACAGAGCCGCAGUGGCCCAAAGACAAACUCACUCAAGAGAUUCCAAAUGACAGCUUUUCUCUUUUCAGAUUCUACUUGGACUCUGUUCUGGUCUCUCUUUUCCAAGCUGGAAAGACCUCUCUAAGUUGUUAGCUUAGACUCCUUACUUCAACCAAACACCACGUGGAUUAAGACCAACCAGAUGCCAACAGAGGCCAAAGAUCAUUCUUUCAAGUUUGUGACCUCACUGCCCAAGCUACACCUGCAGUCUACCUCUCAGUCUGUUCGGCAGACUUACUGUGGGUACUAUAAGAGACAGUAAUAGAUGAAUAGCUGUGUAGCAUGUAGUUCCAGUCUCUACUACAACUGGAAAUAUAAAUUGUCAAAGAGAUUUAGUGUAAAUAGAUAACCACAAAAAAAAAAAAAAAAAGAUGGA
Cynoglossus semilaevis (tongue sole) is the source of this 9271-nucleotide messenger RNA. Its product is annotated as zinc finger homeobox protein 3-like. The record is from RefSeq and is a predicted model, not a curated record. The transcript has 12 exons. Gene Ontology annotation, molecular function: DNA-binding transcription factor activity, RNA polymerase II-specific; zinc ion binding; RNA polymerase II cis-regulatory region sequence-specific DNA binding. Gene Ontology annotation, cellular component: nucleus. Gene Ontology annotation, biological process: regulation of transcription by RNA polymerase II; regulation of neuron differentiation. Lineage: Eukaryota; Metazoa; Chordata; Actinopteri; Pleuronectiformes; Cynoglossidae. The coding region runs from base 573 to 8756 and encodes 2727 amino acids.